Messenger RNA from Rubroshorea leprosula, 1735 nucleotides. The record is from the annotation of a GenBank genome assembly. Lineage: Eukaryota; Viridiplantae; Streptophyta; Magnoliopsida; Malvales; Dipterocarpaceae.
CGUAUCUAAAAUUUGCAUGUCUUGAGGUAUGAAACAGAUACCAACUACCAAGUGUAUGGUAGUCUACUGUAGUAAGAGUCCAAAGUACAACAAAAACUACAGUUUGGUUCAGAGAAUCCCAUCUACAAUUCUUUUCCAACCGACGACGGCGUGUCAAAAUGAACCGGAAUUCACUUCCACCGGCGUGUGUGUGCACUUACCUCUGAACAGCGAGAUGGAAAAGCAAGUUCCUUUCUAGAAACCCAGAUCGCCAUUUCACUCCCACCCACUCCUCUUCCCCACACCCCCCUUCUUCCCCUUUUUGCUUCAAAAAAAUCAGAACUCUCUCCUCCUUCGGUGACAAAGCAGACAUGGCCUUUCCAUUUUUUAUUAGCCGUAUUACCUCUCUCACACUCAUAUUCACUUUCCUACUCAUACUCUCCUCCUCCUCCUCCUCCUCCUCUACCGCCGCCAUAGACAUCACCACCCUCCUCUCCUCCUACCAAAACCUUUCCUCAUUCUCUUCUCUUUUAUCAUCCACCUUUGUCACCGCAGACCUUACCCACCGCAAUUCCCUCACUCUCCUUGCCGUCCCCAACCCCUAUCUUGCUUCCUCCUCCGACCUCACCCAUCGCCUGUCUCAAUCCUCCCUUGCCGACCUCCUCCGCUACCACGUCCUCCUCCAGUAUUUCUCCUCGUCUGACCUCCAGAAGAUCCCCCCUUCUGGAGUCCUCGUCACCACCCUCCUCCAGACCACCGGCCGCGCCCCAUCUAACUUUGGCUCCGUCAAUCUCACCCGCAACCCCGUCACCAACUCCAUAACAGUGCAUUCCCCUGCCCCUUACUCCCCUUCGAACGUCACCGUCUUGUCCGUAAUCAAAACCCUCCCUUACAACAUCACAAUCCUCGCCGUCAAUUCCCUCCUCGUCCCCUACGGAUUCGAUCUAACGGCCUCCGAGACACGCCCUCCCAUCAACCUCAACAUCACCAAAACCCUAAUCGACGGCCACAACUUCAACGUGGCCGCGUCCCUUUUGGCCGCCUCCGGCGUCGUUGACGAAUUCCAGGCCGAUGAAGCAGGUGCUGGGAUCACUCUGUUUGUUCCCACCGACCUCGCAUUCACAGAUCUACCCGGAACAGUGAACUUGCAGUCUCUGCCGGCGGAACAGAAAGCAGUUGUACUUAAAUUCCAUGUUCUCCAUUCAUAUUAUCCCCUGGGUUCACUCGAAUCGAUUGUAAAUCCCGUGCAACCCACACUGGCAACGGAAGAUAAAGGAGCCGGAAGCUUUACCCUCAACAUUUCGAGGGUUAAUAAAUCAGUGGCAAUCGACACCGGGAUCGUACAAGCGUCGGUGACCCAAACCGUAAUUGACCAAAACCCGGUGGCGAUUUUCGGAGUAUCGAAAGUUCUUCUUCCAAAAGAGAUUUUUGGCAAGGAUGCCUCCGCAACUACGCCAAGUCGAGGACAUGGGGGAGGGGGAGAAGCUCCUCCUCCAGAAACUUCGUUAUCACCGGAGAAUUCUCCGGAACUGAGUGGGCCAGCGUCGCAUCAGUCGUCACCGCCUGGAGACCUUUCAUCGGACGGUGAGAGAUACCGGGUGCAGAACUUGAUUGUUGCGUUCUGUUGUAUAGUAUUCCAUUUACUGGGCCGAGCUUAAUUAAUUUUUUUUUCCCUUAUUGAUUACUUCUUUUAUACGAUUAAUUGAAUUUUCGGGUACACAAUGGGCCACAUUUCGCCUCUCUAGAAUUCUGGCAG